AUGGCUCAUGUAAUAACACGCAUAAAUGCUCGUGAAAUAUUGGAUUCCCGAGGAAAUCCUACCGUUGAAGUUGAUCUUGAAACCACCCUUGGAAUUUUCAGAGCAGCAGUACCAUCAGGAGCUUCAACUGGUAUAUAUGAAGCCCUUGAAUUAAGAGAUAAUGAUAAAAGUAGAUAUUUAGGAAAGGGUGUGCAACAAGCUAUAAAAAAUAUUAACGAAAUCAUAGCUCCAAAAUUAAUUGGAUUAGAUUGUAGAGAACAAAAAAAAAUCGACAAUAUGAUGGUUCAAGAAUUAGAUGGAAGUAAGACUGAAUGGGGAUGGUCAAAGAGUAAAUUAGGAGCAAAUGCAAUAUUAGCUAUUUCAAUGGCUAUAUGUAGAGCAGGUGCGGCAGCAAAUAAAACAUCCUUAUAUAAAUAUUUAGCCCAAUUAGCUGGUAAAAAUACAGAAAAAAUGAUUUUACCAGUUCCAUGCUUAAAUGUUAUUAAUGGAGGUUCACAUGCAGGAAAUAAAUUAUCUUUUCAAGAAUUUAUGAUCGUUCCAGUUGGAGCACCAAGCUUUAAAGAAGCAAUGAGAUAUGGAGCUGAAGUAUAUCAUACUUUAAAAUCUGAAAUUAAAAAAAAAUAUGGUAUUGAUGCUACAAAUGUUGGUGAUGAAGGUGGAUUUGCUCCAAACAUAUUAAAUGCUCAUGAAGCUCUUGAUUUAUUAGUAGCAUCUAUUAAAAAGGCAGGAUAUGAAAAUAAGGUAAAGAUUGCUAUGGAUGUAGCUGCUUCAGAAUUUUAUAAUAUCGAAACUAAAACAUAUGACCUUGAUUUUAAAACACCAAAUAAUGACAAAUCAUUAGUUAAAACCGGACAAGAAUUAGUUGACUUAUAUAUUGAAUUAGUUAAGAAAUAUCCAAUUAUUUCAAUUGAAGAUCCUUUUGAUCAAGAUGAUUGGGAAAAUUAUGCAAAAUUAACAGAAGCUAUUGGAAAAGAUGUACAAAUUGUUGGUGAUGAUUUAUUAGUUACUAAUCCAACUAGAAUUGAAAAAGCUUUAGAAAAAAAAGCUUGCAAUGCUUUGUUAUUAAAAGUUAACCAAAUCGGUUCAAUUACUGAAGCCAUUGAAGCUUGUUUAUUAUCUCAAAAAAAUAACUGGGGUGUUAUGGUUUCACAUCGAUCUGGAGAAACUGAAGAUGUAUUUAUAGCUGAUUUAGUAGUUGCAUUAAGAACUGGACAAAUUAAAACAGGAGCACCAUGCAGAAGUGAAAGAAAUGCAAAAUAUAAUCAAUUGUUUAGAAUUGAAGAAUCAUUAGGUGCUAAUGGAUCAUUUGCUGGUGAUAAAUUCAGAUUACAAUUAAAUUAA
Molecule: messenger RNA, 1341 nt
Organism: Plasmodium berghei ANKA
Lineage: Eukaryota; Apicomplexa; Aconoidasida; Haemosporida; Plasmodiidae
Product: enolase, putative
Exons: 2
Coding region: 1-1341 (446 amino acids)
Biological process (GO): glycolytic process
Cellular component (GO): phosphopyruvate hydratase complex
Molecular function (GO): phosphopyruvate hydratase activity; magnesium ion binding
Source: RefSeq, a predicted model, not a curated record